This is a messenger RNA of Poecilia reticulata (guppy), 4729 nucleotides long. Its product is annotated as zinc-binding protein A33-like. The record is from RefSeq and is a predicted model, not a curated record. Gene Ontology annotation, molecular function: zinc ion binding; protein binding. NCBI's taxonomy places the organism in Eukaryota, Metazoa, Chordata, Actinopteri, Cyprinodontiformes, Poeciliidae.
UAAUCUGUAGAGAUUAUCAAUGAGCUUUUUGUAUAAUUGUAGAUGGAUACCGGACCUGUCUACAGGCAGAUUUGGUGAACUUCGCCUUGGUUUCCUCCAGAUCUUUUACACACAGUUUACAAACUUCAGUAGGUUUGAUGUCGGAAGCCAUUCCUGAAGAUUAAUGCUAGCCUGACUUCAAAGUCUGUUCUUAAUAACGGUUUCAAUCUUCCUCCGGCUGGAAAGCCAGGCGUUUCAUCCGUCUGACUCAGACUAUGUUCCUUUGGAUGAAAGAAAGUUGGAUUGAAAAGUCACCAUGCAGCUUUCUUCCUGUGUUUAACCAGAUCCAGGACCAGAGCCAGCAGGUAGCUGGUUCUGUCUAAAGACCCAAUUUGGUAGAAAGAGGGAGAAAAAAAAAAAAACGUCCGCUCAAGUACGACAUGACCUGGAGGACGCUGAAACACCAGCGUCAGUUUCCAGAGUAAGGUGAAACGAAGAAAGAAGUCUCUGCUUCAAACUGUAAACUUUCAAGCGUUGCUGAAAUGAGUUAUGAUCAGACAAGGCAAAAAUUGAAAAACGUUUUGAAGAGUCAAAGGAAGAUGUUCAACCAAAAAAAGUUGCAUGACAAUUGACAAAUGAGAUAUAAUAUAAAAUGUUUGGGAGCAGGGAUGAGGGAACCGCCGCAGACCGGAGCUUUGAUGUCGUGUUGGCAGUAUGUUUGCCCAGCAGGUCUGUUCUUCACAAGAGCCGGUAGCCAGACAGACACUCUGGGUUACUGUAAGGAUGCUGUCUGAAGACAAGAAACUCUGCAGGUAGGACAGUCCCAACAAGCCAGAAACACACACACAAAAUCACCCUAGGCGGUUAAAAUAAUAAAUCUGUGCACAUUUAUCCGUUUUGAAGGCGCUCACCUGUAAUGUGCUGGCGCAUGUAACACACUAACGCACAAUGCUCGGGUACGGAGGAGCAGAUGUGGGGGUCAGGAAGGACGAACUCCAUCUUACAGCUCCAUCCACCUUUAAACACCUGGUGUGCUCAAAGAUGAGACGUUGAAGACACUGGAAGAAGCUUCAGUGGAAGAACCAAAUGCAGAUCCAGUCUUUACCUCUCUGGCGUUACGGCUUCCCCACUGCUAAACCACUGCUGACCUGCAGGUGGCAAUAUGACCAGAUCCCAUCCAUACCCUGAGGCAGAGCCCCCUCCAUAAUAAUCCCGUCAGCCGGGACGUCCUGAACCAGUGCCAUGGUUGAGUUUUAUGAGCCAUGUUUCUGAUUUAAGAUACUCGGGAAGGACGUGACUCACAGCUUGCUGAGUGAGAGGGCGAGGCUCAGAGGACUCUGUGCGUUUCCUCCUCAAAUGUUUCAGCAGAUGAGAGCGGUAACGAUGCUUACAGAGAGGAGUCAGAUUACCCAGGAUGUCUGUAACACGCUCGGUUGAAAACCAGUGGGGGCAAAAAUUCAGAAUACAAAGAAACUGAUUUGUUCAAUUGGAAAGCGUGAAGUCAACGGAGACGAAAGUUGAAGUUUCCGAGAUGAAAGUUUAGAACUUCUCUAAAUCAUCUGCUUUGGUUUUGAAUCUGUUACCACAUAGUUUUCCUUCCCUCAUUGGCAAGUGGACAGUGAAAAGCAGAAUAAUGAAGCAUGAAUUUUUCCUGCAUGAUUUUACAAAAUACAAAACCUCUUGAAAAGCAAACUGAAGACAGACCAGCGUGUUCUGCUUUAUUUCAGUCUGAGUAGAUGGGAUGAAAUGUGCUCUAUAAGUAAAAUUAAAAUAACUAGCUGACUUCAAAGGCAUGACAGGACUCAGUGUUCCCCCACAAGGUCUGAGGUUUCACACAUUUUACUUGAAAUAUCUUUAAAGUCAAAUAAAAAAACAUACAUAUUUCAUCUACUCGCAAUCAGUUAGAUAGCGUACUAUUAUUUUGAUACAUUUUCAAGGGUGGCUUUAUGGUCACUCACGUUAAUUGUAAAGUGUCUUAAAAUAUGCUUCGCAACUAAAUAAAAUCUGUUAUGAUAACAAAACAUUUGUAGAAAAUAAAAAGAUGAACAAUGCCAUUUUUGCCCCAAUCAUUUACUGCAUUUCACCUUAAACUGGACAACGGUUGAUGCAUCCGAGCAAAGAAAUAUGAGGCACACGAAACUGAUCUGCCUCAUGAGUUCAGGAUCUGAGCAGCUCAGAGUGUUAAAGGCCAACGAAACUGGAUCCAUACAGAGGAGUUACAUGUCAAACAGCAGAACUUUAUGACCAGCCGACCUCCGUGAAAAGUCAUGGACGCACUUUGAAUCAUAACAGUGAGAAYUGCAGGCAAACUUUUUCCAUUUUCUCUUUGCUUAGGGAAUAAUUACACAUCGAAAUCUGUAGCGUGUGGUUUGUACACUAAAGUUAAACUAACUUUACAACCUGGUGGAGAAUAGAUAACUCAUAUUCAGACCUGUUUAAUUUUUUUUUACUGACACAGACGCAGUUGGCGGGAAAAGGGACGAGCUAAGUCCUAAUUAGGAAUGUGAACAUCUAUAAAUCACAGCGUUAAAGAAGACAGAUCCUCGCUGCUGGGCGAUGCACGGCUUCAUCUGGUAGAGACGCGUCAGAUGAGAAGACUGAAAGCAGAUAUUCUGUUAUUCAGCCUCACUUCUUCUGAACAGAUGCGUGCCAGCCGACCACCGUGCAAUCCUGACACCAGGACGCUUGRGUGCGCCUCCCAUUUGCCAUUCUCCAGUUCCCAGCUUCCCCCUCGUUCGCUUCAUUCUGACAAACUAAACUGUCUUCAUAUCUGUCAGAACAGCCAUGAGUGACCAGGCCGCCUCUUCUUCUUCUUCUCUGCCCCUGCCCGGAUCAGAGGCUGUUUUUCCCUCACCGUUUGCGUCUGCAGAAUGUUGCGAGGAACAYGAGGAGUACCUGUCCUUGUUCUGUCUGGAUGACUUGGAGCCCUUGUGUAAACACUGUGCAGCUGACAGCCACGCACGCCACAGGGUUUACCUUUCAGCGGAGGCCGCGACUGACUGCAAGGAGGAGCUUAAAACAUCACUAACCGGGUUAGACGUGAAGAUUAAAAACUUCGAGGACGCAAUGCAGGCCUGCAGAGCGGCAUCCAAGUGCAACCAGACUGAUUCCCACCUCAAAGAGGAGAUCGUGAAGGAAGAAUUUGAGAAACUUCAUCAGUUCUUGAGAGAGGAGGAAGCAGCCAGACUUCAUGCGCUGAUGGAGGAGGAGGAGCAGAAGAGGAGGAAGGCUGCGGAGAGGAUAAACCGACUAAACGAGGUGAUGACAUCCCUGGAGGACAAGAUCCGGCUGACUGAACGGGAGCUCCGCGCCGGCGGAGAAGGAACUGAAUACUUGCAGGAAUACCAAGAUACAUUGAGUAGCACAUGGUGUGGUAACGCCAAGCCGGAGAGGAUUCACAGGCCUUUAAUCAACGUGGCAAAACACUUAGGCAACCUCCGAUACGCCGUUUGGGAGAAGAUGAAACAAAUCGUCCCCUAUACUCCGGUGACUCUGGAUCCCGGAGCAGCAGGCCGGGCUGCGAGGGCGUCGUCUUCAGAGCUGAGCCGGUUCCAUGUCACCGCCGGACCCCGGCAGAGCGCGGAGCAGCUCAUAAACGAGCCCGAACACAUCCACCCGCAUCCCCACAUCCUGGCAAGAGAGGGCUUUGACACCGGGGCGCACUGCUGGGACGUGGAGGUUGGGGAGACCGACAGAUGGACAGUGGGUGUAGCCGCUCCGUCAGCGCUGAAAACCGCCACAUGUGAAGCAUCUCCAGAAGCCGGACUCUGGUGCAUCAGGCUCAAGGACGGAGAGUACCAAGCUCUCACGACUCCCACUCAAACCCUCGACGUCAGCAGCUCACGCCGCCUCAACAGAGUCCGAGUAAAGUUGGACCUCGAAGGAGGGACGGUGACGUUCGUAGAUGCUGACACGGACGCGCCUCUUUUUACCUUCACGCAUUGUUUCACGGAAGCAGUCUAUCCUUACUUUGAGGCAUCGUCUGCAGGUGGAGGCGUUGCAGUGUUGGAGCAGAGAGUGAAGAUCAGCGUGGAGUCGGAGGAUCGGCCCGCAAAGGGCAACCCUCCCACGGAGAACGGUACUGCAGCAGAGAUAGCGAGAGAAACGGACGCUGAGAAGAAGUCGGCCGAAUCAUGUUGUGCGAAAAAGGAGGAACCAGGAAAACCUGAAGGAAAGGAGAAGAUGCCAAAUGCCAGAAAUGUUAAGAAGCAGAGCAGAAAGAGCAGGUUUAACGUGAGCUACCAUGUUUCACUGAACAAAGCCCUGAAUGAUGCCAACUAGUUUAACAAGAACUUAUUCUUAUUAAUAGUGGAGAGCCAACAUGUAGUUUUAUACCCUUAGAUCUAGUUUUAUCAGAACAAGAAUCCAGAGACCAGAAAAAACCCCUACUAGUUUAUAAAUGUGGAGUACUUUUUGAUUCUUUUAUUUUGUUUGUAUUUUCUCUAAUUCAUGUAAAGCACUUUGAAUUGCCUUGUUGCUGAAAAUGUGCUGUAGAAAUAAAAAUCACCUUACCGUCACUCACUGUGGAUACCUCAAAUAUAUCUAAGUGCAAAUGGAGUGAUAAAAGAAAAAAGAGCUAGACAAAUGUGAUAAAAUAAAAAUAAUUUUAAGAUCGGGUGCAAUAUUUUACAUUGUGCAAAUAUAAAUAGUUUCUUUGUUCUGCAGUAAAACUACCAAAUAAAAUGUAGGUUGAUCUAGAGAUCUUUAGUUGAUGCAUUUUAAGAUCAGUGUGUAAGAAGUUUCUCAAACA